AUGAUGCGUACCGGUGGUACACCACGCGCAGGGACAAAUGCCCACCACACGAGUCCCAAGCGCCGUAUCGAGAUGGACGUGAUGAAACUCCUCAUGUCCGACUAUGAGAUUACCUUGGUGGAUGACAAUAUGCAGGACUUCCAUGUGCAGUUCAAAGGACCCUCGGAAAGUAUGUGUGGCGUAGAGACUGACGCAGCUCCGUAUGAAGACGGCGUGUGGCGUAUCCAUGUCGAGCUCCCGGAACAAUACCCGUACAAGUCGCCCUCGAUUGGAUUCGUGAACAAGAUCUUUCAUCCGAACAUUGACGAGGUGUCCGGUUCAGUGUGCCUGGACGUCAUCAACCAGACAUGGUCGCCCAUGUUUGACUGUAUCAACAUCUUUGAAUCGUUUUUGCCUCAACUCCUCCGAUACCCCAACCCUACGGACCCACUGAACGGCGAGGCGGCCGCAUUGCUGAUGAACGACCCAGAUGCAUACGACCGCAAAGUGCGUCAAUGCGUCGCGCAGUACGCGAGCAAAACGGCGGGCGCCGCAGCCGAUGCGGACGCCGACGAAGAAAAUGACGACGCCGAAAUGAGCGACGUAGGAAGUAUCUCGGAUUAA
Messenger RNA from Malassezia japonica, 603 nucleotides. RefSeq names its product E2 ubiquitin-conjugating enzyme (gene ubc8). The record is from RefSeq and is a predicted model, not a curated record. The transcript is spliced from 2 exons. Lineage: Eukaryota; Fungi; Basidiomycota; Malasseziomycetes; Malasseziales; Malasseziaceae. Gene Ontology annotation, biological process: protein polyubiquitination; ubiquitin-dependent protein catabolic process. Gene Ontology annotation, molecular function: ubiquitin conjugating enzyme activity. Gene Ontology annotation, cellular component: nucleus. The coding region runs from base 1 to 603 and encodes 200 amino acids.